Molecule: messenger RNA, 1614 nt
Organism: Pestalotiopsis fici W106-1
Lineage: Eukaryota; Fungi; Ascomycota; Sordariomycetes; Amphisphaeriales; Sporocadaceae
Product: Quinate permease
Exons: 4
Coding region: 1-1614 (537 amino acids)
Biological process (GO): carbohydrate transport; transmembrane transport
Cellular component (GO): membrane
Molecular function (GO): carbohydrate:proton symporter activity
Source: RefSeq, a predicted model, not a curated record
AUGGGUAUCCUUUCAGUGGUCGAGGAUCGACCUACGCCAAAGGCCGUCUACAACUGGCGAGUGUACACAUGCGCUGCUGUCGCAUCUUUUGCAUCUUGCAUGAUUGGUUACGACUCUGCCUUUAUCGGAACUACCCUCUCCUUGCCGUCUUUCAAGUCGGAAUUCAACUUCGCUAGCUAUUCUUCCGAGCAGCUUGCUCUCGUGUCAGCCAACAUUGUUUCAGUCUACCAAGCCGGAGCCUUCUUCGGCAGUCUGUUCGCUUAUGUAUCCAACUGGUUUCUUGGCCGGAGAAAGUCACUAUGGCUUUUUGUUUCCAUCUUCAUUUUGGGCGCUGGUUUGAUGUUGGGCGCAAACGGGGAGCGCGGACUCGGACUCAUUCUCGGUGGACGCGUCCUCGCCGGUGUAGGAGUUGGAGCUUGUAGCACAACGGUUCCUAUUUACAUUUCCGAGCUAUCCCCUCCUGCCGUGCGUGGCCGAUUGGUCGGCAUCUAUGAGCUGGGUUGGCAGAUCGGUGGUCUGGUUGGCUUCUGGAUCAACUAUGGUGUCAACACGACCAUGGAACCGAGCCACAAGCAAUGGCUGAUUCCUUUUGCCGUCCAGCUCAUCCCCGCCGGUUUGUUGAUGAUUGGUGCACUCUGGAUCAAGGAGUCACCCCGAUGGCUGUUUUCAAAGGGUCGACGGGAAGAAGCCAUGGCCAAUCUCUGCUGGGUGCGAAACCUUGAUGUCAAUGACCUCUACAUCAUCGAGGAGGUGAACUACAUUGAUGAGGACCUGGACCGCUACAACAGAGAGGUUGGUCCUGGCUUCUGGAAGCCUUUCGCCGCUCUCAGGCAACCAAAGGUCCUGUACCGGUUCUUCUUGGGCGGUAUGCUUUUCCUCUGGCAGAACGGAUCUGGCAUCAACGCCAUCAACUACUACAGCCCUACGGUUUUCAAGAGCAUCGGUAUCACUGGUACAAACACGAGCUUUUUGACAACCGGUAUCUUUGGAGUCGUCAAGACCGUGGUCACUUUUGUCUGGCUUCUCUACCUGAUUGAUCAUCUUGGUCGUAGAAGACUAUUGAUGAUUGGCAGUGUUGGUGGCUCUCUUUGCAUGUGGUUCAUUGGCGCAUACAUCAAGAUUGCCAAUGUAUCAGGAAACCCCACUGGUCAACUUGACAGUGGUGGUAUCGCUGCUAUAUUCUUCUUCUACCUGUGGACAGCCUUUUACACCCCCAGCUGGAAUGGUACCCCCUGGGUCCUCAACUCUGAAAUGUUCGACCAAAACACUAGAGCAUUGGGACAAGCUUCUGCUGCUGCCAAUAAUUGGUUCUGGAACUUCAUCAUCUCCAGAUUCACCCCUCAAAUGUUCUUGACCAUGAAGUACGGAGUGUACUUCUUCUUUGCAUCCAUGAUGAUUCUUUCAACCGUCUUCGUUUUCUUCCUUAUCCCUGAAACCAAGGCAGUCCCUCUCGAGGCAAUGGAUCGACUCUUCAAUGUAAAGCCGGUACGCAAGGCCAAUAAGACUAUCAUGGAAGAGCUUAGGGUUCAGGAGGAAGAGUUCAGACACAACGUCGAUGGUGUUGACCUGAAGGAGGGAAACAAGCGCGAUGUUGAGCAAAGGGAGGUAGCAUAA